This is a messenger RNA of Symbiodinium natans, 507 nucleotides long. The record is from the annotation of a GenBank genome assembly. Lineage: Eukaryota; Dinophyceae; Suessiales; Symbiodiniaceae.
AUGAAGAUGCUUUUUGUCAAGCUUCUCGCUUGUUGCUUUUCAUGUCUUGAUAAGGCUCUGCCAACUUAUAGGUAUCAACUCGCGGUUGGGAUGUGGCAACUUCGGUCAGGCUUGUCCACAGCUUCUGUUGUUGGAGAUCAAAGGUGGAGUAUCUGCUACUGCGCAGACUAUGACGCUACAUCAGUGGCUACAAGGAUUGAUCGGUGCGUUCACCAGCCACAGGGACGGACGGCUCAGGGAAUUGCGAUGAACAUGAGGAGCUCCCCCAACGCCUGCGACGAAACCGCAGAGUUCCACAGCCUUGCUGGUCGGCUCACUGUACGGGGCCCAUCCCCAAAUGACCAGGUGGGCCGUGGGCGCUCUGUCAGUGCUCUGUUGAACCAUAAGCACUUUGGAGGCCUUGCCUAUGACGGAUUCAUGAUUCAUGCCCUUGCUGUCAGGAUGCGGUCUGCACAGCUGGCUCAAGCUGCACGGUCACGAAUCUUAGCCGAAAUGCAAUCAUGCUAA